Molecule: messenger RNA, 390 nt
Organism: Penaeus monodon (black tiger shrimp)
Lineage: Eukaryota; Metazoa; Arthropoda; Malacostraca; Decapoda; Penaeidae
Product: E3 ubiquitin-protein ligase ZNRF3-like
Exons: 3
Coding region: 1-390 (129 amino acids)
Biological process (GO): ubiquitin-dependent protein catabolic process
Molecular function (GO): ubiquitin protein ligase activity
Source: RefSeq, a predicted model, not a curated record
AUGCCAACUUCACCCACUAAUCUCCUCCUCCUCCCGCGCCUCCCUCAGGCCCGCAACGCCAUCGAGCGGGGCGCCCGGGCCCUGGUGGUCAACGUGGACGGCCUGGACGCCGCGCAGCACGAGGUCUUCACCAGGAACUUCUCGAGGGCGCUGCUGGAGAGGCCCUUGGUGGUUCUCCUCCCCGAGCAGGCGGAGGAACUGCACCACAUGAUCAACGUCUACAAGGACCUCGACGUAGAGAUCGAGAUGCCGCCCGUCAGGGACUACUUCGACCUGGGCAUUUUCCUCACCUGCUUCCUCCUGAUCUGCCUCGUCUGCCUCGCCAUCGUCGUCAAGAUGAGGUGGAGGAGGAACAACAAGCAGGUGGUAAAGAAGUUGAUGACGGCGUGA